Messenger RNA from Budorcas taxicolor (takin), 1414 nucleotides. It is a transcript of the gene ZWINT, whose product is annotated as ZW10 interacting kinetochore protein. Gene Ontology annotation, biological process: establishment of localization in cell; mitotic cell cycle checkpoint signaling; mitotic sister chromatid segregation. Lineage: Eukaryota; Metazoa; Chordata; Mammalia; Artiodactyla; Bovidae. Gene Ontology annotation, cellular component: kinetochore; nuclear body; cytosol. The record is from RefSeq and is a predicted model, not a curated record. Bases 25 to 885 code for a protein of 286 amino acids. The transcript is spliced from 9 exons.
AGCUGCAGUGCAGCCCGAAGCGAGAUGGGGGCUGCGGAGUCUGAAGUGGAGGCUGCAGCCCGAGAGGCCCUGUCCAAGGUAGCAGACAUCCUGGAGCCUGUAGGUCUUCAGGAGGAGGCUGAACUGCCUGCCCAGAUCCUGGCUGAGUUUGUGAUGGACUCUCGGAAGAAAGACAAGCUCCUCUGCAGCCAGCUUCAAGUAGUAGACUUCCUGCAGAAUUUCUUGGUUCAGGAAGGAACUGCCCAGGACCAGAACCCCUUGGCUUCUGAAGACACAAGCCGGCAGAAGGCAAUUGAAGCCAAAGAGCAAUGGAAAGAGCUGAAGGCCACCUAUCAAGAGCAUGUGGAGGUCAUCACAGAUUCCCUGACGCAGGCACUGCCCAAGGUGGAGGAGGCCCAAAUAAAGCAGGCACAGCUCCAGGAGGCCCUUAAACAGCUCCAGGCCAAGAAGCAAAUGGCCAUGGAAAAACUCAGAAUAGCCCAGAAGCAGUGGCAGCUGCAACAGGAGAAGCAUUUGCAGAAUCUGGUGGAGGCUUCGUCAGAAGUGAGGGAGCGUCAGACAGGAGCUCAACAGGAACUUCAGCGACUAUAUCAGGAAGUCGGAACCCUGAAGCAGCAGGCAGAGCAGGAGCAGGACAAGCUGCAGAAGCACCAGACUUUCCUCCAGCUGCUAUACACCCUGCAGGGUAAGCAGCUGUUCAAUGAGGCAGAAGCAGAGAUACCACAGGAGCUGGAUCUUCCUAAGAAUAAGCCCCAGCAGGUGACCCAGCCCCAGGAACAGAACACUCAGGACACCAUGGGAAGAGAGGCUGACAACCCACAGUCUGUUGGAGAUGCAGGCUUACCAUGGCUUCCUGGCAGACAGCAACAUGCAGAAGAAUCCUAGAGCAGGCCCUGAUUUGCUAUGAACUGAAGCUGCAGAAGUGGACUUAACUGACCAGUCACGGGCCACUUGGUGCAUAAUGAGAAUGAACAAGUCAAUAGGAUGAUUGCAGCAUGUGUGACAACAGGGUAGCAAACUGAAACAGUAAUAAAGAGCAAUAGUGAAAAAGUAUAAAGACCACACCCCCCCCAACCCUCUCUAUAGUGGGCUGUGAUAUGUGAGUUAGUAUUUCUAUUUGUGCUGGUAUGUUUGUAUUUCUAUAUUUUUGUUUGUUGCUUUCAUCCUCCAUUCCUGUAUGUGUCAUUGAAUGUAUGAACAGUGGGAUCACUACUGUGUUUGAGGAAGUGAUUACAUCCCUGAUUUUCUAAAUAUGCAGCCUAUUCUGUGAUGUCCUAAUGUUAUAUUCCUGAUACAUUUUUUGUGUUCUACUGUUUUCUUUUCCUUGUACCAUACUUUCAGAUUGUCAUUCAUCUUCAAAUAUUUGAAUGCUGAAAGACUGGCUUUUGUGAUUCUCUGUUGCAUGUUUUGUUCU